This is a messenger RNA of Rana temporaria (common frog), 524 nucleotides long. RefSeq names its product cytochrome c oxidase assembly protein COX14 homolog. Lineage: Eukaryota; Metazoa; Chordata; Amphibia; Anura; Ranidae. The transcript has 2 exons. The coding region runs from base 114 to 293 and encodes 59 amino acids. The record is from RefSeq and is a predicted model, not a curated record.
AAUAUCACAUGACCUGCCCCACACCAUCGAGACUUCCCGGGGGUGAUGGAUGGGACUAGUCACGUGUUUCCUGUAGGAAGUGACAGCUGAGAAGGAGUGAAAGUCAAAGAUUAAUGAUGGUUUCCAGCAAGCGUCUUGCAGAUAUCGGAUACAAGACCUUUUCUGGCACUAUGAUGCUGCUGACGAUGUAUGGAGGAUACCUGUGCAGUCUUCGGGUGUAUCGGUAUUUCACCCGAAGGGAACAGCUGCGGAUCGCAGCAGAGAACCAGACAGAAGACAUCAUUAAAGACUGAAUGAAGUGCACACAUAACUGUUGUCCCAUGUGAAGUCACCUUGACCCCACAUUACCUCUGGAUUCCCACCAUGGAUCAUGAAGCUCGGUUUCAUCAAAGAUUAUAUUGCUGAGCUGUUUACAUGGAAACUUUUUUUAUUUGUACAAAUAAAUUUUCCACCUGGCUUCUUCGAUAUUUCAGUCAAAGAAUGUCAGGUUGGAGGGGGGCUGACAAGGCCACCCACUGGGUUUA